GAAACCAGGCUCCUGCUAGCAACGACCAAUCCAGGCGCCGACUCCGCGGGCUCGGGCCAAUGGCCGCUCGCCAGUCCCCAGGGACCGAAUCGGAGCCUUCGCGCCUGCGCCCCGACCGAGGGCCAAUGGGAAGACGCGCAGAACUUCGAUUUGGGGCUUCUCCGACUUCCCACCUGCCCCGAGAAACAAUAAAUAAGGGGCGGGGGGGAGCCCCCGUAAAACCCUCGCCACUCUGCGCGGGAACUAGUUUGAGUUCGAGGGGAACCUCCUUCCGUCACUCUCCUACCUCUUUCGAAGUGUCAAGUCCAGCAGACUGCGGGGCUUCCCACGCUUAAACAUUCCCCUCCCCUCGGGUCCCCCUGGCGUGGAACACCAGCCAUCAAAAAGCAAGCCAACCUGUAACUAAAAGGGGUGACGCUCGGCAUCCCGGGAUACAUUAGUGAUGCCCCCCUGGCCCCCCGCCCGCCGGACUCCUGUCGCAAAAGUGAGAGCCUGAUGGAGCUCCGGGAGGUAAAGUGUGGCCACCUCCCCACCCGCUAUGACUGGGUCCCCAGGAGCUUGUAUCUCUGACUUGCCUGAGUGAGCCUGCAGCAGGUCAUCGAUUAUAGUUCCGGCUUCCGCACCCUGGCACUGGUUCCCGUGGAGGGUUCUGCUGGCGCGUCCCAGAAUUGGGCCGUUUGUCUUUAAGGUUCAGAAUAUCGACAUCGACAAGGUGGACACCCUCAUCCCGACUUUAGAGGCCUGCCCGAUGGCCGACGUGUUCGUGUACGGGACCCUGAAGCGAGGCCAGCCCAACCACAAGGUCCUGCUGGACGCCACCAACGGCUGCGCCACCUUCCGGGGCCGGGGCCGCACGGUGGAGCCGUUCCCCCUGGUGAUCGCCGGGGAGCAUAACAUUCCGCGGCUGCUGAACCUGCCGGGGCGCGGCCGCCGCGUGUUCGGGGAGAUCUACGCUGUGGACGAGCAGAUGCUGCGCUUCCUCGAUGAGUUCGAAGGCUGCCCGGACCUGUACCAGCGCGUGCGGGUGAGCGUCGCGGUGCUCGAGCCCGAGGGCGCCCCCGAGGAGCCCCCCGCCGCCGAAAGGCGCCUGCAGUGCUUCGUGUACAUCACGGCCACCCACCCGCCCGAGUGGGCCCAGCUCCCGCACCUCGACAGUUACGACUCGCAGGGGGCGCACGGGCUCCGCUACAAUCCACGGGAAAACAGAUAAAAGCCCAAGGAAGGCUCCCCAGCCAGGGGACACAGAGCCCCGAGGAUAAGAUCCCCUUGGCGUGGUCUGCACGCACUGAAUGCAGAAGCCUAAUGAUGUCCUUGGAAACAAAUAUUUGUAAAACUCCAUCUGCGGGAAAAGAAAAGACUCUUUCUUUUACUGUCAGCCAAUUUCCUAGAUAAUUUUGACAUACCAAUAACAAGAUUGUGCCUCCCAUACGGCUUUAUUGCUUGCUGCUUAAAGAGCAUUAGGUUUUUGAAUGUCCUGGGUAAGACAAAUUUAGGAUUUUAAUUCCCCUAAAUGGCAUUUCAGGAACUCACAUGUUAUCACACUUUUCUUGCUUCUCUGUCUGCUUUGCUUUAAUCUGAAGAUGACAUUUAAAAUGAAUGUGAAGACUGUGUUGCAGCUAGAUUUUAGCAGCCCUACUCUAUUGAUUCUGACCUGUAUAGCACCAAGAAAAAAAAAAUGCUAAGCUGAUCUUGGAUGUCUCAGUGUAAUAAAUAAUAAAAGAAACUCAAGAAAAGCAUGCUGCAUUUUAGAGUAGUUUUGGAGGACAUACAACAUUUUUCUUCACAAUUUUCAGAUCAAGCUUAUUAAAGAGACUAUUAAAGAUGA
Molecule: messenger RNA, 1825 nt
Organism: Myotis daubentonii (Daubenton's bat)
Lineage: Eukaryota; Metazoa; Chordata; Mammalia; Chiroptera; Vespertilionidae
Product: gamma-glutamylaminecyclotransferase-like
Cellular component (GO): cytosol
Molecular function (GO): gamma-glutamylaminecyclotransferase activity
Source: RefSeq, a predicted model, not a curated record